Chara braunii is the source of this 7449-nucleotide messenger RNA. The record is from the annotation of a GenBank genome assembly. NCBI's taxonomy places the organism in Eukaryota, Viridiplantae, Streptophyta, Charophyceae, Charales, Characeae.
GCGAAAGAAGGCGGGCUCUGGGAUGAUGUUUUGUGCGCUGAACGCCCGCAUGAUUUGACGUUGAGGGGCGCGUUACGGCCCAGGAAGGGGAGUGCCCGGCUAGACCCCUCGAGUCAAAUGAGGUGGAGUUGAUGAGUGGAGGUCUUGGAAGAAGAGGAGAACAUACUGUAAGAGGAGAACAUACUGUAUGAUCUUAUACCUUCUUGUGUAGGGCUGGCUGGGUUUUCGAAAGCAUGGAAGAUGAUAUCCAGUCGGUAGCAGUUUGUGUAGGGCUCCACCAAGUAACGGCGUGGCCUGUGUUUGCGAGAACGUAAUAAUCAUUCGCAAGAUUGGCCUCCUCAUGAGCAACGCGGCUUUACAUCAGGUUUUGCUUGAUUGAUUGAGGCAGUGGCGGGUUUGUUCAUUGGAGUUUACAUGCUGUCUUCUUUCGUGCUUUCGAUGGGGAAGAGAGGAUGUGGUUGGGUGAAGAGGUCGAACAAAAACACAAGAGGAAUGAGUCGAGGGUAGAGUUGGGGAUUGAGCGUUGUGACACUUGUUCUUAUCAUGUUGGGCGCUGCCUCAGCGGAUAUUCAGAAGCACAUGACAGGUUAGUGGGGUAUGAUGUGUCUCUUCUUUGAUAGUAGUGGCCACAAUCAAACUACUAUGAAGUAAUUAGACGUUGAACGCUGCUGAAGCAGAGAGGAGGAUUGGAGGGUGGGCGACCGUUUUCUGCUUACUGCGGAGAGAUUUCGCCUGAUCGAUUGCAGGGGGUUUAUCAUUUAGGCGACAAGUUUUGGAUGCUUGGAUCCGCGUGCGCGAUUGGUGGUCUCGUUGAUAGGGUUGGUUGUAGAUCGGUCUGUCUGUCGGUUGAACGAAGCGAUCGUCAGAAGAGUAAGAAGUGUGAUUGAUUGAUUGAUUGAUCGAUUGAUUGAUUGAUAUCGAUUGAUUGAUUGAGUGAGUGAUCGACGGAUUGAUUGGUUUUGGGUUUGCGGAUUCGACCGCGGUUGUUCAUCGAUUGAUCGAUCGAUCAAUCAGUCGUUGAUUGAUUGAUCGAUAACGAUCGUUGGAUGCCCGAGGAGAUCAGUCGAUGGAGCGACCUAGGAAAAGAAUAGCCUUGUCGGGCGGAGGCUUCAGUGCUUGCGAUGGCAUGGGGGGUGGUGGCGUGGCGUCCCAGUCUUCCUCUCAUCUUUGUCUUUUCCCCCCCUCUCCUCCGUCUUCCUCUUCUUCUUCUUCCUCUUCUUCUUCUUCCUCUUCUUCUUCUUCUUCUUCUUCUUUGCCUCCCUCCUCCUCUGUAGUCAGUUGUGGGCGCUCUGUUUGCGGGUUUGAUCGGUUGCCCGAAGCUUUAUCAGCCCAGAUCUUCUCGCAUAUCGGAUGUGCGAAGACGGUCGCUUGCUGCCGGGCUGUGUGUAAGAGGUGGCGCGAGCUGGCCGUGCGACCGGGGGCUUUAUUCUUCGAAGGACCGGUCGCUGGCGGAUUAGAAAACGUGGUUUCUCGGUCUCUGGCCUUGACAGAUGGUCUUGAAACCCUUGAGGUCUUUCCCUCUGGCAGGCCGAUUGGUCAGCGUCGAGAGUAUUAUGAUUCUCGUCGGCCGUAUCUUUUGGUUCGCGCGAUCGAAUCUUGGGUGACCCGAUUAAGUCAUUCGCUGCGCGCCGUCUGCUUGUUCGACCACUCGUCCUCGAGCGAAGUGUUGGGCCGUCAUAUUUCCAUUGAUCUGAUAAAGGUGUUUUCGACGUGCAAGCUGCUUACUCGCUUGGAAGUGAGUAAGGUGCAAGUGGCGGGAGAGAGGAUGAGCGUCGAGUGGAGGGACAUGGUGACAGAGAAGUUGUAUGAUAAGGAAAAGGCGUUGUAUCGCCGUAGUGGGGGCUGUGUUCUCUCCUCCUCCUCCUCCACCACCACCUCCUCCUCAUCAACUCUCUUCGGUUCCUCGUUGAACACGUGGUCUUCUUCUCUCUCGUUGUUUCCCAUGGUCGGUGAUGUCGCAGGAGGGGGUGGAGGUGGCGGCGGAGCUUGUGCGCAGCAGAGAGGAGGAGGAGGAGGAGGAGGAGCAGGAGGAUUUGGCGUUGGGAGGAGAGGUGGUAGUGGGUGGGGGAACUGCGGCGGCGGCGCCGUCAUCGAGCCAGCCUUUCCCAAUCUCACGCGCUUGAAAUUGACAGAGUUGCUGGCUUGUACGGACGAGUACCUUCAGUCGCUUAUUGAUGAAUGCCCAGCGCUCACCUCUCUGGACUUGCACUGGGGUAAUCCCUAUGAGACGGAGGACGAAACUAGACAUGAGCAGUUGGUCAUGAACGUGGUCAUCGACGCGCCGCAUCUCACGGAUCUACGCUUUGCAUUUGCUGCGUAUGAAGAAUUUCAUAAGUGCUGCUUGUCCCUAACGACACCGAAGCUGCGCUCUCUCCACGUCUGUGCGGACAACGAGCAAGCCCUGGAUGUUAAUCUGUGGAAGGGUUGUGAGUCCCUUCAAUCUCUUGAUUUGAGCUGCCAUACCGUGCGGCUGAGGUUUGGACUUCAGCCCUUUCAUUCGUCUUUCCGUCGCCUGUCGUCCUCCACCGCCUCAGCUUCUUCCUCUUCCUCCUCCGCCUCUCCCAACCCCAGCUCCCGCUCGACUUACCUCCACCUUCUUUACCCCCUCUGCUCUGGUUUGACGGAGAUUAAACUCCGCGGAUGGCAGUGGUUUGGCGCCAAGGAUCUAAUCUUUUCGAAUAUCGACACGUUGAGGCAUCUGCAUAUACUUGCGGGAGCGAACGGACCGGGGGAUUUCUUUCCAGAAGAGGUGAGGCCAGCAGAGAUCAGUCUAGACGACUUGGUACAAAGGAGCGCGCUAUUGCGAUCGCUGUGCAUAGACUUGCCCGGACUGCGGUCUGUGCAGGAGAAGAUGGAUGGAGGGACGGCCGUUUGGGAGGAGUUGGGAGCGCUGUGCUUGCAGGUAGAGGAGGCUGAUCAAAGGACGAGCGCGGAGAUAGACAAGGUGGUGAGACGAUGUCCAAGGGUCAAGAGGGUGAAGGUUGUGACGGCAAGUGAUGGAGGGUUAUCGUACAUGAAGAGGCAAUACGAUCUGGAAGAUGGAACGUACAAGAGGUUCCUGAGCACGGAGGAAGAGAGAGAGGGAGGCAGGCGGAGUGGCAGUGAAGCUGGAGUAAGGGAAGGAGUAGAAGUACGUGGACAGGACAGGAAGCAGGAGCAGAGCACGACACAGCAUAUGAUGUGCCAGUUGCGUCGUCAGUUCAGCAAUGCGCCUGUCCAAGUAGAGAUCAUCUGAAUUCUUGCCUGAGCGCUGCCAGGUUCAGUGCAACGCAUACCGUGCUCUGGGGAACGAGGGCCAUGCACCGACAGGGUGAGAAUGGAAAGAGAGAGAGAGAGAGAGAGAGAGAGAGAGAGGAGUAUGGAAGAGAAGGAACGGGAAUAAUGGAAAGGAGGAGAAAGAGGCAGGUGGCAUGGGGUUGACAUCUACGUUGAACAGCUGCUUUUGCUGUCGGCAGCAAGCAUACUUCAGUCGGAGGGAAGUAGCAGGGAGCUAUUUAGGGGGAGGUCAACAAAAGAGAGAGAGAGAGAGAGAGAGAGAGAGGGAAGGGGGGUUCGGUGCGAGUGAAUGGGCGGCUUAGUUUAUACCACUUAACAACCAACUCAAGGACAAAACUUCUAGUGUGUAGUGCGUUUGUGUGCGGCUUGUGUGUUCCCGCGAGGAGGAGGAUGUUAUGGGUAGUAGUGGCGAACGCGGACAGCAGCAAAUGAUUAGAAAGGGGAAAAUGGUGUUGAUUGGACUUCGACCGACGCUCUGAAAUAAGUGGGACGUUGCGUGCCCAGACACGACGACGCGCUCAGACGGGCUGCCAUGUGACGGCUUCGACAAAUAAGAAGCUGUGAAGACAAGCGUUGAGGAAGACGUUUUUUCGCCCUCAGUCGGCCCUAACAUUGUGCGUGUGUGUAUCACACAAACACACAGAGAGAGAGAGAGAGAGAGAGAGAGAGAGAGAGAGAGAGAGAGAGAGAGAGAGAGAGAGAGAGGAGAGGAAGCAAACCGGAGCACGCGCAUGAGCGACUCGUGUGUGUGUCACACACACACACACAAACACACACNACACACACACACACACACACACAGAGAGAGAGAGAGAGAGAGAGAGAGAGAGAGAGAGAGAGAGAGAGAGAGAGAGAGAGAGAGAGAGGCGUGGUCGUGAUGUUGACAGUGGAUGGCUUCGACAUCUGAGAAGCUCUUUGGAAGAGGGGUGGGGAAGCAAUGGCCUCAGUCAGCCUACAGUUCUUUCGCUCGCACGCACGCAUGUCAAGUGUGUGCCUGUGAGACAGAGAGAUGAAGAGGGAGGCGCUUGAGUGUGAUGAUGACAUUUGACGGCUUCGGCUAAUGAGAAGCUGUCCGUCAUGCGUUAUGAGCAAGAUAAUCGCUCUUAUUCGUUCCAAAGGAAGUCCCUUCCGUGGGAGAAGAAACCGUUGCGGUGGGUCUCUGUGUAUGUGUGUGUGUGUGUGGGAGAGAGAGAAAAGAGAGGUGGAGGCGGGGGGUGUGGAGAAUUUCGAGCCCGCACACCAGUCUUGGAAGGAGGGAGAGUUUGGGGAGCGGCUUAUCCCUUUACUGUUCUUUCGUCCUCCAAGGCGCCGUAGUCAAAGGUAGAGUGUUUAGACUGAAGAACGGGCGACUUGAAAAUGGACAAAUGGGAACCAGGAAAGCGGCAUGCAGAUGCGCGUGUGUCUGGGAGUGAGAGAAGAAGGCGAGCGGGGGAGAGAGAAGAGAGAGAGAGAGAGAGAGAGACGCACGAGGAUGGCGGGGAGGAUGAGAACCGGGAGGCGUCGUCGAGGGCGUGUUAGAGGGAGAGAGAGAGUGUGAACACGAAGCGGUAAAGGCGUACGUGUGCGGCCCAUCAGAAAUGCACUACAGCGUUGCCCUACGCGAAGAUGAAAGGGGAGAAAAUGAAAGAGAGAGCUGCAAGUAGAGAGAAGUGUACCAGGAGACGGGAUGCGAUACGUGGCUUGCGCAUAAGUGUGUUUGUGUGUGUGUGUGUGUGUGUGUGUGUGUGUGUGUGUGAGAGAGAGAGAGAGAGAGAGAGAGAGAGAGAGAGAGAGAGAGAUUGACGAGCGCGGCCGGCCGUGCUGCAUUGUGGAGCAAGCAGUAGCGCGAUCCCGUAAUGAGCUGCGGAGCAUCGUUCUGUUCUACUAGUCAUCGUCGCUUCGCUUCGCUUUCGGCUCAUUCCGGGCUUCAUCGCCGUUCGUAUGAAUAUCGCUGUAGAGGGAGGAUGGGAUGAAACAGGAUGCCGUGGAGGAAGCACGCACGGUUCUUGUCGAUGCAAGGAAAUGAGCGCAGUCGUUAGGCGCACAGAGCUUUACAGAGUCCUUAACGGAGGAGGUCUUUCGCCUCCCUCUCUCUCUCUCCGUUAAUGGUGGUUCUCCCACGCCUACGGACGCUACGUGUACCCCCUCCCGGUACCGUUCCCUGUCCUGGUCCCUUCACGGCCUUUGUGCGCGCUGUUCUUGCUUCCUUUUCAGGUAGGGAUGACAUUGUGCGCGCUGUCCUUCCUUUCCUUUUCAGGUAGGAAUGACAUUGUGCGCGCCGUGUCUCCUCUCUCGGCUUUGCUCGCGGUGCGUCAGCGUCACGUCGCGCUCUCUCUACCUCUCUGCACAUUACUUCUUCGUUCGUGAUGUUCUUCCUUCCUGUUAGAUAAUCCACCAGCGAGUUAAGGUCGAUCAGUGAGGGUAAAGGAAGGACGGAAGGUGGUGGAACGGGGGAUAACAAGGAAAUAACACCUGAUAUGUGUGAAUCCGCGCACGUGGGCUCGCUACCUAGUGCGUAUUGCAUGCAUGCAUGCAUGCAUGCAUGCAUGCAUAUUACUUAUUGCUCUCGUCAUCAUUAAAGUAUCGGAUCCAUUACAGCAUCUUGCUACGAUACAAGGAAGGUGGGAGACGAAGGCCAUGCUUGGGUUGUGUGUGCUUGUGUCUUCUUGUCGAGCCAGAGUAAGCAGGUCGAUUCCUCUGCGAGCUGCCCUCUUGAGAGCCCUUUCCUUAAUUUCUGCUCCUCUCGUCCGUUUCGGGCAAAUGAGCGCACAACUGGCACAGUAUAGGGCAGAUUCCGUUCAGAAAGACGCGCAGUGUGCGCAUGUUCCUACAUGUGGUAAUGGCAUUCGGAGAGGUGCCGCCUACCACGGAGCCGUCCUCGCGUCGCGAUGGACUCAUCGACGACGGCUUGUCCUUCGGUUGUUUGUCCCCUCCCCUCUCCUCCCCUGUCCACGUGUCUUCAGUCCCUCGACCAAUCAAUCACCCGAUCAAUCCCUUCGUUUUACCAAUCAAUCUCCCAGUUACGGUGCCAGUCAACAAGCGCAUGAACCUCUCGAGCAAGCAAACUCGUCCUUCCGUGUUUUCGAUGGACGUGCACGUGUCCUCUGCUCUGCGUCCCUCCUAUUCGUACACCCUUCCCCCCCUCCCCCUCCACCUUAUCUGGACUUCAAGGAAGUGCAUGCAGAGAACUGGAAGCACGUAGAGAGGCAGUAGCGCGGGCUUUGAUGACGGGAUCAAAGAAGCGGCUCGUCGUGUCGCUGGAAAGGCAACGGCGACGGGGGUGGAGGGGGAGGGGGGGAAGGGGGGGGCCGGAGGGAACGUGGAGGUUAGCAAGGCGAUGCAAACAGUAUCCGUUGAAAGAGAGAGCACUUGGGACCCUGUUUGUCCGACUACUGAGAGUAGAGCUGCUUGAUUCGUCCCUCCAGUAGACCGUGUGCGGGUACGUGUGCCUGUUUCUAUGCCCCAUCUGGCGCGCUAGUCGGCGAAGUGAACGCGUGCCCCAGCUAGUGAAAUGUGUGUGUGUGUGUGUGUGUGUGUGUGUGUGGAAAAGAGGCGGGGAGAGGGAUGGGGGAAAAAUAUUGCCGAAGAGGAGUGACUUGGGCACGUGAGAGCGAGCGAGCGAGAGAGAGAGAGAGAGAGAGAGAGAGAGAGAGAGAGAGAGAGAGAGAGAGUGGGUUUUUCUCCCUGACGACGAAUGCACGUGUGUGUUGAGGCGGUCGUUGAAGGUGGAUUGAAGAGAGCAAAGCAUGGAUGUGCCAUGACCGUUUUCUCUUCUUCAAGUCUGUAUCGAUGAGACAUGAAGGGCUCGGUGAUCUGGUGGGAAUGGCGAUGCGCCAGGUGGCGCAGGUUGGUUGUCUAUUUACUUGGGCAAUUGUUUGUUCGUCUAUUUUGGGUUCGGAGACUGUGCGAGCGAGAGAAUUAUACAUAUGCUCAUAUAUGCAUCGCGGAACUUGAGAUGCACGAAGCGAGGGAGAGGGAGUGAGACAGAAUGAGAGAGAGGGUGUGAAAGAGGGGACACAUGUGAAAGAGAGAAAUCUGGAAGACGUGUGCGCAUGUCAACGUGGUGGCGAAACCAAGAGAGGGAAAGAGAGAGAGAGAGAGAGGUAAUACAUUUGUGAUUAUGUUGCCGGUGUUCUUUGUUCUCUUUAAACUUUGUUUUUGACCUAAGGCAGUCAAUCAAUUUGAGUUUCAAGA